AACAGGAGUGGCAAAACCAACACAAAUCUCCACUUUUGGACAUAUCUCAGUUUUGUGUUCCUGUUGUUGCAUUUUUAGCUAUCUUGAGCUAGUUGAAGAUAUCCUUUCCUCAAGGUGAUUGUUUGGUCAUAUACUGAACAUAGGCAGCAAGAGAGGGGAGCAAAAUAAAAGCUAAUGGGCAAUAUUCUGUGCCUUGAGAUUCAUCAUCUAUGGGGUCUACUAGUGCUGCUUCUCAUUGUUCCAGUUGCAAUUUCAUACCCACACUUUCGUGAUGAUUUUCCAACACUAGACAAUCCUUCAAACACAUAUUCUUAUGCUCGUUUCCCAGAGGUUGAAAAGCAUUGCGGGUUUCUUAUUUCAUCUGCUUCAGAGUUACCGCCCGACGAUAAUAGAAGCGGAAGAAUGAAGAAAGAGCUCUUCUUCAGGAAUGGAGAUUGGAAUCAGGAACCAGGUGGAGUACCAUUAUUGCCAAUUGAUAGCAGGGAAAUGCCUAGUAACACUUUUGGCUAUGGCCCUCCACUCAAUUUAGUCUCUUUUUGGGUCAACGAUGUUGAUCCGGCUCGUAGAGCUAAAAACACAGUUAGUGUGAGUGGUGUAAUGGAAAUUGGAAGAAUCAGAAGUGGUUCUUUUUCAUACAAGCCUUACGAUUGGUCCCCAAAGCUCUACCUGGAGCGGGGCAUUAAUAAGCUCACAAUUAUCUUUGAAGGUAUCUAUCUUGAGUCCCAGGAGAAUGGAGGGAGGAGAUUGAUGUGUUUGUUGGGGAAUGCAACCAUUCCAAAGGAUUCUACUCAGAAACUAGAUUCGUGUGACCAUGGAGAUCUGCAGAGUCCAUGCCAGCCAAAAGUCAACAACCUGCCCUCCACCUUGCAGGAUGAUCAGAUCAUUCUUGUUCUUGAGUAUCCCAAGACCUUCACUUUGACCAGCAGAGGCAUCUCUGGAGAAUUGAAAAGCUUAAACCAGGGGGGAAAACCAGCAUACUUUGAUAAAGUUCACAUAUCCUCCCAGCCAGGGGAUGGAUCGACGUACAGGUUUGGAUCUGAAAAACUUGUGGCAAGGGCCUGCAGUCCUUAUCCUUAUCCUGAUUCUUUGAUCAAUCAAGAAGUUCAAGAUGUUGAGAUGUUUAAAGGACAUGAUUUCUGUGAGGACUUGAGGCAAUUUGUUUGGAACGAAGUGUUUGAAUUUGCAUCCACCUGGAAAAAUGUUGUCAGAAUUACAAAUGGUAGCAGCAAGAUUGGCCCUUUCUUACUUGGCAAUGAGAUAGAAGCUAGUUAUAAUAGUUCUGACAAACUCAGGCUUAUGAUUCAGGAAUUAGUCUGCGAGCCUGGCACUGAUCAAGAGGGGUUCCAGACCGCAAUGGUAUCUGCUGUUUUCAGAGUGAUACAGAAAUCAGAAUACCUCUAUAGGGAAGAAGAGAAAAGAACAGGGCUUUCCACCAUGACACUUUCUUCAGAGGGAAGGUGGCAUUCUUCUCAUGGGCAGCUCUGCAUGGUUGGUUGCAUUGGACCUGCUGGUUAUCUUUCAGAUAGAUGCAAGUCUCGGAUCACUCUAUACUUCCCUCUUACUUUUUCUAUCAAGCAACACAGUAGAGUGGUGGGUACCAUAAGCAGCAUCAAUCCAGCAGAUGGUCAUGCUUCUCUUAUGUUUCAGAAGUUGACUACUCCCAUUGAGUUUACGAGUACGCACCCGAGGGACAAUCACUUCAAAUGGUCAUACACCUACACGAAGCUAAAGCAGGCAAGGGAGUUCCAGAGUAGAAGCCAGCCUUCCAAUUGGGAAAGAAUUUUGAGGAAUUCAAUUCUCCAAUAUCCAACAUCUAAGGGCGAAGAUAUUGCCAGUUUCUCUUUCCUAACUGAUGUUCUGUCAAUUGAAGUCCGGGCUGCUCCACAGACUUUGACAAACAGCCAGGCUCCGAAGACUAAUGUCAAAAUGGUGCUUCUGUCCAUAGGUUCAUUGUUUGGACGCUAUGAUCCACACUCAUAUCAAGAAAAUCCUGAAGCUGAAAAGGCCUUCCAUUCCAUUUCUGAAGAAAUUGAAGUCUCAGGGCAUCUCAAAGUUGAAGGUGGUCAAUUUUCUAAUGUUUCUCUUUUCUUUGAGGGGAUAUAUGAUCCAACCCUCGGACAGAUGUAUCUGAUCGGCUGCAGGGAUGUACUACAGUUUCAAGGCUUCAAUAAUGAUGACAGAGACCUUGAAGGAGGGAUGGACUGCUCAAUUGAAAUCAAAGUGGAAUAUUCUGCAAAAAACGCCAGGUGGUUAUUGAAUCCUAAUAUCAAGUUUUCAAUCAACAGCCAAAGAACUAAAGAAGAUCCACUUUAUCUCUCUCCAAUAAGCAGUAACACCUUUCUGCUUUCCUAUAGCAAGAAGUUUGAUUUUUUAAUGGUACGGAAAGGCUUCGAGGAGGGGCUUCGUGUCCUGUUGCUUGUGAUGGCAAUUCUCUGUAUUCAUGGCCAAUUACGUUACACUGAGAAUCAGGGACACACCACGGCUUAUAUAUCAUUGGUCAUGCUUGGGCUCCAUGCUCUUGGUUUCAGCAUCCCAUUGAUCACAGGUGAUGAAGUGCUGCUCAGAUGGAAAGAAUUCGCACCAUACAAAAGCUCAGCAUAUGAUCAAUUUCAGAACUUUCAUAUAUUUCAAUCUCUUGACCUUUUCAUCAAGUUUCUAAUGUUGAUUGCACUUCUGGAAACCGCAAAGCUUCUGCAGAGAGUCUGGGAAUCGCGAAAGCUACGGAAAGAAUAUAUGGAAUUCCAUUACUAUUGCAGUCAGAAAACAGUGUUGCAAGUGCUAACAUCAGAAGGCUGCAAAGAUGGUGGACAGAGUUGGAAAACUAUAGCGGGUUAGUUCAAGAUUGCUUCUUGCUACCACAAAUCAUUGGAAAUGCUGUAUGGGGAGUCCAAGGUAAGCCUCUCAGAAAACUGUACUACUUGGGAUUCACGACUAUCAGACUGGUGCUCCAGGCUUACGAUUAUGCAAGUGAUCCUGUUCCAAAUCCCACCAAUAGCGAGCUUGAAUUUGAGUAUUUGGGUGUGGAAUCAUAUUACAAGCAUGGCAACGUAACCAUUGGCGUAAUUGUGGUUAUAUUGGCA
This is a messenger RNA of Coffea arabica (coffee), 3080 nucleotides long. RefSeq lists its product as uncharacterized. The record is from RefSeq and is a predicted model, not a curated record. Gene Ontology annotation, cellular component: intracellular membrane-bounded organelle. Lineage: Eukaryota; Viridiplantae; Streptophyta; Magnoliopsida; Gentianales; Rubiaceae.